GUUCUUCUCUCACGUCUCCAGCGAAAGGGGAAUCGCCCUGACCUCGUUGCCCAGCGCCCUGGUUACCUCUCACGUUGCCUGACGCUCAGUUGGGCAGCCAUGCAUCCAACAGCAGGGCACUUGCAGCUGAGCGUCCGAGUUUCCAGUGCCACGACUUUCCAACACCACCUUAAUCCUGAAAGCUUCGCGACUCAUUUUCGACCGCAUCUUCAAAGGGCCUUUGUCCAUCAGCUUGGAAAGCAAUGCGGGUGGAUUUGCCGACUUGCGUCCCAGAGACUACAUGUACAAGCAGAUAUUUGACAAUGGCUUUCCCAGCAUCGAGCCCGUCGGCGUACUCUGCCCCGAGCAAGGAGCGGCUCUACUUGAGGGCGAGUCACGCAUAAUUUACAAUAGUGAGACGUACGCUCUGGGAGUGAGCAAUGCGUGGGAUCCCAACGGUUCAGAGCUAUUCAACACCAACCUUGAGCCUUUUGUCGGAGGAGUAUGGGGACCGCGUGCCCAGGUGGUUGGCCUUGGGUCUAGGACUGUCAUUUUAGUAGCAAGGGCCUGCUGUAGCGCUACGACGUACCUGGUCAUAGGAUGAGGAGACGAGACAUGCCU
This is a messenger RNA of Parathielavia appendiculata, 600 nucleotides long. RefSeq lists its product as uncharacterized. Lineage: Eukaryota; Fungi; Ascomycota; Sordariomycetes; Sordariales; Chaetomiaceae. The transcript has a single exon. The record is from RefSeq and is a predicted model, not a curated record. The annotation marks the transcript as partial.